GAGUUUUACAUUUUUCUAUUGUUGGAGUUGAGCUGAGUCGAUCUCUCAAACCAUAGACACGUCUUUAAACUUCGAUUCCCACAUUCCUGCCUCAUCGAAGAGCUAUAGACACUGCAGUAUAUAGUAUAGUUUCAGAGCUCUAAACUUAUAAUUAGAUCUUGGUUUAUCAAGGAGAAUGAGCAUGCCUUCAUUCACAAUGGGGCAGACUGAAAAUGAAGAUUUCCCUGCAUCUGCUAGCACUGCUAGUCAACCUUUGAACUUCGUCCACCAGGACUUCACCCCUAGUAAGGUAGCCAGCCAGAGCCCUCACAAGCAGAAAUCACCUGGUAGAGAACAGUCAGGAAGGCCAUCGACCCCUUUCCCUGAAAAUGAAUUACAGUUUGUACCAACUUACAACACCAUGGCUCCUGAUCAGCCCAUUGUCCUUGACAACCAAGGCAUUGUGGAAAGCCCCUAUUUGGCUUCUGAAGCUUUGGGUGCAACAUCAACUUUGAAUGAAGCAAACUUAUGUCAGACCGGACAAUCUGGUGAUGUCCUUCACCAUCAGCCACACCAACAGCACCCUGGUCCACUGAUUUUCUCUCAACAGCAGGCAUGGCCUCCGGAGAGUCACAAGCUGUACUACAGCCAAAGUCUGGACUUGGACAGUAAUGGCAUGCAGAGGACAAACCCCUUCGCGACGGGUCAGAGAUCGGCAUCCUGCGAUGCUUCACAUGGUAGCACAACGCCUACAUCACCUGUGGAGAAAGAGGAAAGGAUUCCCAACUCGGCUGUCAGGAGAUCAAGAGUUUGGAAGUAUGGUCGGAGGAGCAGUGGGAAUCACAGUGAUAGGCAGCCAUUCACUUUCAGUGUAACUGCUUCUCAGGCAGGUGCUGCUAUUGGAGGGAUCGAACACAGCAGUGCAAGGUUUUUUGGAAAGAGAUCAAUGUCAAGUUCAAGGCAUGAUGAUGCAUGGUCAUCAGAGCCUUCAACGAAGCAAUUCAUUAGUGAGGAGCGCAUGACGGCUGAGAUGCACAACCUCAGUUUAGAUGGUGUUGUUAGGCAACCUUUGGUCCCCCUCCCAUCAUCAUCUACUCCUUCCUCAUUGCCUUCAUCUGCAUCCCCACCUAGCUUUUCUUCUGCACCCAGCAUGCACUUCUCUUCAACCAGCGGACAGUGUAACCAUGGCAACUCCGAUCUGUUGAGGCAUCACAGAUGUCACCAUGAUCAUAGAACAGGGUCAAGGAGUUAUGCUGAGGCAGUGCUUGCUGACAUUGAAAGAAGACUGGAUGACGAUUCUGAUGAUGAAGGUGUUGAAGAGGACAUGCCACCAAACCAGGGAGAUGGUCAUCGUCUGGAGAUGACCCCUCAGUUGGUGACUGCCCUCAAAUCUAAAGGAACGUCCAGUCAUGUGCUCCCUCAAGAUAUAGUCAAGAAAAUAGUUUCAUCUCCUUGCAUGGAUCUAGUGUUAUGGAGACCACUGUCCAUCAUCAAUCCAAGGGGAGGCCCAGACCCGUCAUCAUCAUCGGGUCCAUCUUCUCCGUCAUCUACGGGCUCAGAGCUGACACCUAUCAUGGAAGUUGAAGUGGAGAGGGAAAGGGCAGAGGCAAGCAGCAUGAUGCCACAGCCCCAGCCUUACGAGGGGAUUCCCCCAGCUGCUAAUGACAUCAUGCAGGAGGAGGUGUUACCUGAUUACGAUGAAGAUAUGGAUCUCUGAAUGUUUCAUGUUUAUGAACUCACCUGUGCAAUUAAUCUCAAAGAUGUCUGCCAUUUUUUCUUUGAAUCUCUCUUAUUUAUUUACUUUGAAAAGUAGUGGCAAAGGUUUUUUCCUUCGGACAAUACAAAGACUUGUGUGUAUCCUAUGGUUCUUUUAAAAGAAUGAUUGCAACAGAAGCAUUGCCAUCCCGUUUCACCAAUCUUCCAAAAGAUAUUAGAUUUUGUAAUCAGUGGGUUAAACUUUGUAGUCUAUAAUUUCUCUUAUUUUCAAGUAACCAAACAAUAUUGGAACAUUUUCAUGAUUGACUUAAAUUUGAAAUGUUUGCAUAUGUAUUGCCUAAAAUUUUGAAAGCUGCUUCAAUAUUUUCAUCUUGUAAUAACUUGUGAAUCUUGCUGCAUAGAUUUUGCUGACUUAAAUGUUUGUGCAUGUUUGUCCCACACCCCAAAUCUGAGUAAGAAAUGUAUUCAAUUUACUACAAUAGAAGGUAAAGCAAAAUAAUUGUAUAGUAGAUUAUACUUUUUCACGCUUUUAACAAUGUGUGCCGUUUUAUGAGCAGGCAAGUUUGUUACUGGACUAAUAUGAUUUUAAGCCAUUCGGAACAGCAUCUGCUUAAGUCCUAAACUACUUUGAUAGUUCCUGGAUCAAUACCCAGAAUGCAACAUUUUGAUAUGUAGUCUUGUAAUGUAUACCCUCAAAAUGAUAUCAAAUAUCUGUUUCUGUUUGCAACAUUCAUAUCAUUAUAUUUUUCCAGGGAACAAAACAAGCUUCCAAGCAAUUUUUUUUUUCAGAUCAAAUGCCUUAUUUUUUUUAAAACAGAACUCACAAUAUGCAGUUAUUUGUUAAUUAUAAUAAGGUAAAUCAAGAUCCAGAUUAUCUCUAGAGCACAUGGCAUUUGUUAGGACACUGAAUGUUAGGAGAUUAAGCUAUUUAUCAGUGUUUGUCCUUUGUGUGUAUAACACAAUGCCUAGUGAGAUACAUAAACCUGUUCGAAAAUCCUGUUUUCCUCUAUAGAAACUUAUCUGUAUGGUGCUAUGUCUUGUCUUUACAUCAGUAGUCUUCUUUGUUAAAAGGCUUCAAAAUGAACAAUUGAAAGUUAUAAGUGGCUUUGUAACCUUCAUUUUCAAUUUAAAGUGCCCCCCUUGUUACAGUCUUUUGUAUUGCAAGAAAAUAUCGGUAAAUUAAUAUUAAAAUAAAUUUAUUUUAGGUUGUUCACUUUACAAACUAGCUCUUUGGUGUAUUUCUGAAUUCAUGUUCAUAUAUGGUACAUGUUUGUUCCUGGAACUGCAAACAUCUGUGUUCUUAAUGCAUCCCGCGACUGAAAUCAUGAUCAUAAAACCUUUUUUUUAACUAAUGAUUUAAUGAAGAAAAUGAAAUGAUGCACUGUAAUAUCCGAGUGGUAGCGUGCUAUCUAAUCCAAAAUGAAUGUAUGCAGAAUUAAUUUGUUCACCCUAUACCCUUUGUAGACGACUUAUUUAUUGAUGCUAAGACCUAGUUAGUGUCCCAGUAGGUUUAAUUUGUGAAGCAAACUGUAUGUUAAUUCAUAACAGCUAAGCUUUGUUGGAAUCCUCCCAUAAGGGUCCAGUUGCAUCAUAGCUUAUCUUAUUGUAGCUUUACCAUCUAAUGGUGACUGCUAAGGAAUCUGAUUUUUAUUGGUUGUUGAGAAUUUGAUUAUGCAACAUGGCUAAGAUGUUAUCUUGUAAUGUGAAAGCGCCAGUGCCAAGUUUCAUAAAACAUGUCAUCAAUGACCAGUUCCAAUCAGUCAUGAUUUUCUACUGAAAUGAUCCCAUUCCAUUGGCUUAAUGCAGUAUUUUCAAAGAAUCCUAGCAUUUUGUUAUCGAUAAGUUUUAUUUAAAGGGAAACCAUUACCAUGUACAAAUAAUGCACAUUUAUGAAUGUGUUGUAGCAGUGCAGUGCACUGUAUUUACAAUAUGGGACAAGGAUGAGGCAUUUGUGACGAGUGCUUUUGCAUGAUAUUGUGAAUACUCAAGUUGCUUGCAUUUUCACUAUCACAAAUUUAAAGAUGUGUGUUUUUGUGUUCUAAAAUGGGUCAGCAGGAUGAAUUUGUAGUGGAAAGUUUUCCGAAUCCCUCCACUUAUUCUAGGAUCGCACAAAAAAGUCAUAUCUGCU
Messenger RNA from Lytechinus variegatus (green sea urchin), 3823 nucleotides. RefSeq lists its product as uncharacterized. The coding region runs from base 176 to 1696 and encodes 506 amino acids. NCBI's taxonomy places the organism in Eukaryota, Metazoa, Echinodermata, Echinoidea, Temnopleuroida, Toxopneustidae. The record is from RefSeq and is a predicted model, not a curated record. The transcript is spliced from 6 exons.